Messenger RNA from Homarus americanus (American lobster), 1879 nucleotides. RefSeq names its product 39S ribosomal protein L22, mitochondrial-like (gene mRpL22). Gene Ontology annotation, molecular function: structural constituent of ribosome. Lineage: Eukaryota; Metazoa; Arthropoda; Malacostraca; Decapoda; Nephropidae. The coding region runs from base 118 to 837 and encodes 239 amino acids. The transcript has 5 exons. The record is from RefSeq and is a predicted model, not a curated record. Gene Ontology annotation, biological process: translation; ribosome assembly. Gene Ontology annotation, cellular component: mitochondrial large ribosomal subunit; ribosome.
GUAUGGACGUAUAUUAAUCUAUUAUAUAUAAUUUUUACGUUAUAGAUUAAUAUACGUUCAUAAAACAACAAAAUGGAAAAAUUAAGUCAUAAUUAUUUAUACACAAGCUGAAGCAAGAUGGCAGCCUCCAUAUCCCGUAUUUUGGGAUUACACACUUUGGAGUCGUGUGCUUCUCGAGUGAGUGUUAGCUUAGCAAACAAAAGGUCUCUCACCAGUGUGACGGCUCAGCCAGUUCCUCAGUCUGCGGGUCUGCUUACAGUGAGGGAGAACUUUGAGAGAUGCAACUUCCAUACUUCCUCUGCAAUGUGCUGGGAGAGACCCCACGGCCCAAGGAAUUGGUUAAAAUACAACGAGCGGAAAUUUCCACCAACACCACUUGGAGAAGAAGAGAGACCAGCUUUUGUAUGCCACUUGAAAAAGAAUAUCAAAUACAGUCCUUCAAAGAUGUGGUAUGUGGCGUCCUUAGUACGUGGCCUCAGGAUUGAUGAUGCCAUCAACCAGCUCAAGUUUGUUCACAAGAAAGGUUCAGUGGCUGCCAGAGAGACCCUCGAGGAAGCCCGUGAUUUGGCUGUCAAGGAUCACAAUGUUGAGUUCCCAAGUAAUCUCUGGGUCUCGGAAUCAUUUGUUGGCAAAGGGAUGGUGAUUCGAGGUUUCCGGCGACAUGCACGAUCCAGGUUUGGGAAAGUUGAAUACAAAUACUGUCAUUAUUUUGUAACGCUAGAAGAGGGUGAACCACCAGAACAUUACUACCCACACCGUAGACCAUUGACUCCACAAGAAAUGUUGCAGGAGUGGAUAGAUAAUCAGCGACAACGUACUAUAACAAGAUCUCUGUAAAAAAAAUUUAAAUAAUGUAAUAAAUCAUAUAAGAUGUGAAUACAUCAAACUCAUACUGUGAACAAUUCACCUUAAAAUAUUCAGCCUCAGUAAAUGUUUGUGUUUGUGUACUGUUAUUUAAACUGUACAUCACUGAAACCACUACUCUAUAAUGGCUGGGCAGGUGUUGAAUCUCCUGAUACUUAGUUUUCAGCAGCUAGUGGGUUACCCUAACCAUUGGCAGAAUACUAGGCUACCUUAGGGUUGGUCCCAAAUCAGCAGGCACACCUAAUAUAUUGCUAAGUGUUGGUGGCUUAGUGUACAAGGAGGAGACUAAGUCCUCAAUUCAUUUUAGGAAGCAAAUCCAGGACUAUUCUCUUGUAAGACAAAAUACUUUGUCACCAUUUACAUGAAAAUAAGGCCCUCUGCAGGUAACAGGAUACAGUUCAUAGGACAGUGUUUUUACUCAUCAAAUUCACUGAAUUUAUGAUAAAUUUGCCACUUAUUGUAAGUUUACUGUAAUAGGACUGACAUAAACAGCUAUUGUUUUACAUCAUGUGUUCCAAAACAAAUGAAACUGUUAAAAGCUUCAUUUUUUUCUUCAAGAGAACCAUUUGUACAGUACUGUUAUAAUUCACAUUAAUUGUUGGGGGGCCUGUGCACUCCCUUAUUAACAUUUAUAUAAGUCUGAAAAUAGACAAGGCUUGUGUAAUUAGAGCCUGAUAGAAAUGCGAGAUCACACUCACCUACUUGUAUUACUCUAAAGAUUUUGAUAAUCAAGACUUACACUGUGACAGCAAUUAUUAAAGAGAAAAAGACAUAAUUAUAAAUUGUUAAUGCUGACAGGCUUUUGAAGUCACAUUGGUGAAUUAGAACAAAAGUGAUCAAGAAAUAUUAAUUGUGUGUGUUAAUGAGGAGCCAGUGGCAAGAGCACCAGGGAUGUUGGUGAGUAUUUGUCAAGUGUUACCCACUCCAAAAGUACUUUUAGGGCUAGCACAGCAUUUACAAAGGAAAGGAUGUUAUUACUGUACAUAAUAUUUGUUAAUAAACUUUUUUUUUUUUU